AUGGACGCACCGGGCCUUGUGUACUUCUCCGCUGUUGCAGUGGAACCCUGGAGUCUCACGCAUCAUGUUGCUAAAGGAAGUGACCGGUUCGGCAACCGCUUGGCGCUGCAAGACCGACUUGUAGCGCAGAAGAGCCUGGAAGUCGAUGGAGCGAGUAUGGAGCUCGAAAGCGACAGCGGGUGGCGAGAAAUGAUCCUGCAAGUGCCUCAGACUGGAGUUAACUAUACGGUUCAUCUCGUUACGGAGACGAAGGACAGUGGAGGCAUUUACGGUACUGUGGCCACUCACGCUGGCGUUCGAGCUCAUUCAGAGGCCCCAGAGCUGGUUAAUGUGACGGUUAACCCGACCGACGCUCGUGUGGAUGCGCUUACAGUGAAUGUUACGCUAAGUGAGCAUGGCCACGUGCACUACGUCGCUGUACCUACUGGACGUGGCUCGGAGCCUCCGUCGAACGAUCAAUCAACCGAGCUGAGUGUACGUGCAAGUGGCAGCAUCGACGUUAAUGAGACCGCAGGGAGACAGGAGACAAGCUUUGUGAUCGAUGGACUCACGGAAGGCACUUCGUAUGAUCUUUACUUCCGUUCGGAGACAUUUGAGAGCUUUGGAGUCUUUGGAUCAUGGACGAAACAGGCUGUGACAGCUCGAACGCACGGUCUGCCGGCUGAUGUUCUACCGGAAGCAGUGGAGUGCAAGGUGACGCCAUCGUGUGAGCAACGCGGACGUGAAGCUUGCUCGCGUAAGGCCAAUAUUUGUGGGAAGUGUCUUGAAGGGUAUGGAGCGGUGGGUGAUGAAGAGAUACCGGAAGCCGAUGAGCCGUGCGUGAAGCUGACACCCACGAAAGCCAAACGAGGCCCGAAGAUCAAAAUUAACAGUGUGACGCGUAACCCAAACUUGCCAGCAGAGAGUGAGAAUGACGAGGACCAUGAACUUGUGCGUCCUGCGCCUACGGAACACGCUGCGCUUGAACAACCAGUUGAUCUCGAUGCGGUAGAGCGUGACUCGAUGCAAGCGAAGAUAAUGUGA
Molecule: messenger RNA, 1023 nt
Organism: Phytophthora infestans T30-4
Lineage: Eukaryota; Oomycota; Peronosporomycetes; Peronosporales; Peronosporaceae
Exons: 4
Coding region: 1-1023 (340 amino acids)
Source: RefSeq, a predicted model, not a curated record